AUGCUGGGGUGCGUCAUAGCUCAACACUAUAACCUAAGACCAGAAAACAAUAUGGAAAAAUCUGGACCUUGCGAAAAAGACCUAGGCUCAGAGCUUGGAGCUGCAAGCCUCAAUGCCGAUACCUUUGAUCUUGAAGCUCAAAAAGAUUAUACUGUCAACGAAAACAGCUAUUUGAGCUUAGAAAUGUGUGACAUGCCAGCUAUUGCGAUCGGCCAAAGAAAAAUUGAAAAUAUUGUAUAA
Arctia plantaginis is the source of this 240-nucleotide messenger RNA. The record is from the annotation of a GenBank genome assembly. Lineage: Eukaryota; Metazoa; Arthropoda; Insecta; Lepidoptera; Erebidae.